Messenger RNA from Malaya genurostris, 1326 nucleotides. Its product is annotated as 1,5-anhydro-D-fructose reductase-like. Gene Ontology annotation, molecular function: aldose reductase (NADPH) activity. The transcript has 4 exons. Gene Ontology annotation, cellular component: cytosol. Bases 80 to 1036 code for a protein of 318 amino acids. The record is from RefSeq and is a predicted model, not a curated record. NCBI's taxonomy places the organism in Eukaryota, Metazoa, Arthropoda, Insecta, Diptera, Culicidae.
UAUAAGAGAGUGUGCAGUGUUUGUUUUGUCAGACGGUUUCUUGCCAGACAGUUGUUUGUAAUCUCGCAUUGCGUUGAAUAUGUCGAAGUCCGUUCCUGGUGUUAGUCUCGGAAACGGCUACGAAAUACCUGGAAUAGGAUACGGUACAUACUUGGCCACGCGUGAACAAGGAUUUGACCUAGUGAAGAAAGCAAUCGACUCUGGUUAUAGGCACAUUGAUACCGCUUUCCUGUACGAGAAUGAAGUCGAAGUAGGUGAAGCAAUACGGGCAAAAAUUUCCGAAGGCAUAGUCAAGCGUGAAGAUUUGUUCGUUACGUCGAAGCUAUGGAAUACGUUCCACGAUCCAAAUUACGUUGCCGAAGCGUUUCAGAGGUCGUUCGAUAUGCUCAACAUCGAUUACAUCGAUCUGUAUCUGAUGCACUCCCCGAUGGGACUCCAAUUUCAAGGUUACGAAUAUGGAGACAUGCAACCGAAAGACGCUGAUGGAAAUCCUCUAUACUCUGAUGUGGACUACGUCGAAACAUGGAAGGCCAUGGAAAAGUUGGUUAAUAGUGGCAAAGUUCGUAGCAUCGGUCUGUCAAAUUUUAAUAGCGAGCAAAUCAAGCGAAUUUUAGCGAUGGCUGAGAUUAAACCAGUUAACAAUCAGAUUGAGGUCAAUCCUGGUUGGAAUCAGAAAAAACUGAUGGAAUUCUGUAAAAGUCACGGCAUUACGGUAACAGCCUUUGGUCCGAUGGGUCGCCCGCAUCGGUUAACGUAUGGUAAUAAGUCGGCUCUGGGAGAUCCAAAAGUGCUCGAAAUUGGACGCAAGUAUGGAAAGACCGACGGUCAAGUAAUCCUCAGAUAUCUAAUACAAUUAGGAACAAUUCCGAUUCCCUAUUCUACCAAGGAAGCACGUAUCACACAGAAUCUCGAUGUGUUCAAUUUCACUUUAACUGAUGAAGAGAUGCAGAUCAUGGAUGGGUUCCAGUCGGAACGAACACUUCCGUUUCCACCGUUGAAAAAGCAUAAAUACUACCCUUUUGGAAUUGAAUUUUGAGGCGCCGAUUUAUUGAUUUAUGAAGAAAUAAAAAAUAGUUUUCAUUUCUAGAUCGAAUGUUGCAUGUGAAAAGCUGAAUACUGUGGGUUGUCACAAAGUACCUGCGUUUUUCUUCAGGAAACAAUAUGGUUCUUUCAACAGCACAAUUAAGUUGCCAAAAACUUAUUAACUUAUGAAAAUCAAUACAAAACUAUUUUGGUUUGGAAACUCAGAAUGUGAAUAAACAGGGUGCGUGCGAUAUUUGAGGACAAAAUGGUAAUAAAAUCAAUUUGAUCAAAAAUUACUCAAAA